AUGACGCUGUUGGGAGGUCCGCGCAGGGGUUACGUGCCUGUUAGGAGGCGGAAUCCCAGCGGCGGUCUCCAAUCGAGUCGCCAGAUUAGCCCGAGUGACGGCACCCGCCACCGUCAACUGCGCGAUCGCGACAGGCAGGCUGAGGAGGAGGAUGGCGAGGCUGGCAUGACCGAAGCUGGAGUGACCGAGGCUGGGCAAUCCAAAACAAGCCCCGACCUGUACUAUAACGGAGGGCCUGUUAUCGCGGAUCCGGUCGUCUACCUCAUCUACUACGGCACGUGGCCUGAGAAUUCCGGAGCUGCCAUUAUCGAUAAUUUCGUGCAGUCGCUGGGAGGGAACGCGAGCAGGCAGGGAGGGCCGAGGGGUGAGAGCAGCGUGAGCGGCUGGUGGGCGAUCACCACGCAUUACUUUAUGACACGGGCUGACCGCAAGCUGGCGUACGUCACUCCUAAGGUUCGGUUUGGAGGUUCGGUAGUGGAUCAGGGCUCCAUCGGCCAUUCCUUCUCCGACACCGAGAUUGCCAGGAUUGUCGAUCGCAACGUGGGCAAGGCCAACUUUGUCGAUCGCAACGUGGGCAAGGCCAACCGGCUGCCGUCCGAUCCGAACGGGAUCUACAUCGUGGUCACGAGUGCUGACGUGGAUGUGUGGGAGUUCAGCCGCUGCAGCUACUGCGGGUGGCAUGCACAGAUGAUGGACAUGCGCACUGGCAGCCCCAUAGCGUAUGCAUUUGUGGGGCACCACUCGCUGUGCUGCCAGUACAGCAACUCCUCCUUCAACGGGCUACCAGCCAUAGACAGCAUGGCGAGCACCAUCGCUCAUGAAAUCACUGAAGCUGCUGACUGGCUCCUCGGGCUACCAGCCAUAGACAGCAUGGUGAGCACCAUUGCCCACGAAAUCACCGAGGCUGCUGCUGACCCCUCCUGCCUGCUUAACCCUCGCAUUUCCCUGCCACCCCCCUGUCCCUCAAAUCCCACCCCAUCCCACCCUGGCCGCUCCUCCCCUAACGGGCUGCCAGCCAUAGACAGCAUGGUGAGCACCAUCGCCCAUGAGACGACAGAGGCCACCACCGACUCCUCCCCCAACGGCAUGCCAGCAAUAGACAGCAUGCUCUGCCGCCCCAAGCUCAGCCGCCCCAAGCUCUGCUGCCCCAAGCUCUGCCGCUCCAAGCUCCGCUGCUCCAAGCUCUGCUGCCCCAAGCUCUGCCGCCCCAAGCUCCGCUGCUCCAAGCUCUGCCGCCCCGAGCUCUGCCGCCCCAAGCUCUGCUGCCCCUAG
Messenger RNA from Closterium sp. Naga37s-1, 1272 nucleotides. The record is from the annotation of a GenBank genome assembly. NCBI's taxonomy places the organism in Eukaryota, Viridiplantae, Streptophyta, Zygnematophyceae, Desmidiales, Closteriaceae.